Molecule: messenger RNA, 1105 nt
Organism: Prorocentrum cordatum
Lineage: Eukaryota; Dinophyceae; Prorocentrales; Prorocentraceae
Source: the annotation of a GenBank genome assembly
GGAUGAUGAGAACAUGUGCGCGCGGAAAUGUGACAAGGGGCUUUGGCUCAAGCCAUUCUUGGCUUUGGCUCAAGCCAUUCUUGGCUUGGACCCAAGUUGCCUUCUUCAGUCGUUUCCGCGUGGCCAGUCUGAGGACCUCCUUGCGCAUUUCGCUGCAAUGGCAAAUGAGACGUAUGGCGGCGGCAUCUACCAGAACCCGAUGAACCCCAAGGAGAUCUGGGCCAACAUUUGUGAGAAUGCGCAGGGAAACCAGCUAUUCCCGCUGUGGGAACCCGCACUUGGGGCAUACGUGUCUGAGGGCGACUACAAUAAGAUCAUGGACGCCCUCCGGUCCGAGUUUGCAAACACCCCACCCCGAAUUUUCACUUACAAGUUUGCUCCUAUCUGCUCUGCUACUUACGCUGGGAAUCCUCUCCUGUCCUGUGUGCUAUGAGAAAAUGAAGAUCAACUGGUUCAAUGCGAAGCUGAAGGAGCUUCCCGGCAGUCUGGGAUUGACUGGGGUUCGCAUUGAGUUGACGGAGGUGUCGGGCUUCGAGGAGAAUUGAGUGGAUUCGAAAGGGCAGCCUUUGAUGUGCCUGCGGAGGCAGCAUGGGGCCCGCCUUCACCCUAGGGGGCCACCUCGGGGCUACAACGUCAUUUUUACCUUGCCGGUAAGUCUGUCAUGGCCGCCCAAUGGCGCGCCAGGACAACACAUGAUGGCGGCCCCAACGACCGCCGUUGUCAUUGGGGCUCAAUACGACGCCCAGAAGAUCAUGUCGCUCAAGCAGUUGCUCGACGCAGGUGCGCUUACUCAGGAAGAGUUCGACGCGAAAAAGCAGCAGCUCAUGGAUCAGAUGUGAGCGUGGUGACAUCUAUGGGGCCUCAGCUGGAUACCAGUGUAAAGCCGCCAGCGCCGUAGAAUCUGAGGCCUCAACCGCACUUUCUUUUUUUACUUACCAGCGAAGACUGAUAGGUUUCUAAUGGUCUCAAAAGAAAGCAUCAUGACUCCCCAGGGGGGGUCUGGGCAGGAUCCGGGGAGAAUCCGCGGAAGUCGUUUUAAGCAAACAGUUACACACUUCGUGGUCUUCGAAGUCCCAGAACUCCAUUCUGGGGACACAUUCUGAAU